Molecule: messenger RNA, 369 nt
Organism: Puccinia graminis f. sp. tritici CRL 75-36-700-3
Lineage: Eukaryota; Fungi; Basidiomycota; Pucciniomycetes; Pucciniales; Pucciniaceae
Exons: 3
Coding region: 1-369 (122 amino acids)
Source: RefSeq, a predicted model, not a curated record
AUGCGCCGUGAGGAACUUGAAAGAAUGAGCUGCACCGAACUUCAAGGAAUUGAUCCAAGCACAUUGAUCGAGCCUCGAGGUGAUCUCUUCGGGCAAAAGUUCAGGGAUUACGAUGAUACAGAUCUGUUCCAAAAAUCCCACUUUGCUCGGGACGACUUUCGUCAGCAUGCCGAGAACAUGUUAGCACCGAUGAACAAUCCAGUAACUCCGGGUGAACAGGCCACCAGCCAUGAUCAUCGGGUUCACGCGCUCCCGGUGCAGCUGAUUGCCAGCGGAUUCUGGCAGAGGAACUCGUGCAGCAAGCAGUGCCAGAUGAGCUGGCAGAGCCAGUUGUCCAGCGAAGGUGCCAUUGGAACCUGGAAGUAUUAA